Molecule: messenger RNA, 963 nt
Organism: Sorex fumeus (smoky shrew)
Lineage: Eukaryota; Metazoa; Chordata; Mammalia; Eulipotyphla; Soricidae
Gene: NDP
Product: norrin cystine knot growth factor NDP
Exons: 3
Coding region: 539-928 (129 amino acids)
Biological process (GO): Wnt signaling pathway
Source: RefSeq, a predicted model, not a curated record
AUAAGGAGCGCCUCACAUUUCCAUGGCAUUCCCAUUUGCUAGUGCGCUGCUGCGGCCGCACGCCUGAUUGAUAUAUGACUGCAAUGGCACUUUUCCAUUUGACAUUCUCUCUCUCUCUCUCUCUCUCUCUCUCUCUCUCUCUCUCUCUCUCUCUCUCUCUCUCUCUCUCUCCCUGUGUCGCUUAAACAACAGUCCUAACUUUUGUGUGUUGCAAAUAUAAAAGGCAAGCCAUGUGACAGAGGGACAGAAGAACAAAAGCAUUUGGAAGUAACAGGACCUCUUUCUAGCUCUCAGAAAAGUCUGAGAAGAAAGGAGCCCUGCGUUUCCCCCAAGCUGUGUAGCAGAUUCUGUGAUGAUUGACUGCAAGUGUAAAGAAUAAGAAAAACUUCGGCAUACAAAGGACAAUGACAGCCAGGAAGCUUCAGCCAUAUCCUGCCCUUUCCUUGAAAGGAACUGGAUCCUAGAAGGUGGAGCAUUUCCAAUUUUUAGUACUCUGCCUCCCUCUACUGUUCUUCUUGAGAACUUUUUUCUUACAACAAUGAGAAAUCAUGUACUAGCUGCAUCCUUCUCUAUGCUCUCCCUGCUGGCGCUAAUGGGAGAUACAGAUAGCUCCUUGAUGUUGGACUCGGACCCUCGGCGCUGCAUGAGGCACCAUUACGUUGAUUCUAUCAGUCAUCCGUUGUACAAGUGUAGCUCAAAGAUGGUGCUCCUGGCCAAGUGUGAGGGGCACUGCAGUCAGGCGUCACGCUCUGAACCCAUGGUGUCAUUCAGCAGUAUCCUCAAGCAGCCCUUCCGCUCCUCCUGUUACUGCUGCCGGCCCCAGACCUCCAAGCUGAAGGCACUACGGCUGCGCUGCUCGGGAGGCAUGCGACUCACAGCUACCUACCGGUACAUCCUCUCCUGUCACUGCGAAGAAUGCCGCUCUUGAGACCAGCUUUUGAGUGGUCUCUGGGUGGCUCAACC